UGUCAUCUUGAGGGGUAGACGCAGGCACAGAUAUAAGAAGUAUUCAGUUUAUUGUCAGCCUCGGGAGUGAUAACAUCGUCUCAGAGUUCCUCCAUGGUGUGCGUGGCAGGAAUGAUGGCUGGGAGUCCCACGCCUGCUAGCUGGGAAUACCUGCAGGUGUGGAAGAACCUCGACUCCAAACAGGUGUGGGAGGAACUACGGCCUUACGUCAUCUGGGGACAGGUGGUGGUGUUUGUGUGUUUCCUCUUGGUGGCGACGGUGGGGCGACGACUGAGCCUGAGGAGGAAAUAUGUGGAGGUGCUGGAUCGUGUCUUCCAGUUUGCUGCCGUCGAGCUGGCGGAGGAGGUGCAGCUAGAGGAGGAGGAAGAGGGGGAGGAAGAGGAGGAUGGUGUGGUGAUCUGCCCUGAGGCGCCACGGGCAGGUGGUGUGGACUCCCCCAGCGGCUCCUUCAGGUUCCAGGACCCGAUGGCGUACAUGGCGGCGGGCAUGAGAGCCGUCGUCCAGGACUGUGUGAGUCAGAGUUUCACCCCUGCCGAGCUACGCACCUGGAACAUGAUGUCCAGGACAGGGAGGGAGCGUUACCUUCGGCUGAGUCCCUCCCUGACCGUUUUCUGGGCACUCGGGUUCGUGGUUCGGUGGGUGUUCCUGAUGCCAGUUCGAGUCCUCCUGUUGGUCCUCAGUCUUAGUACUCUGGUGGUGAUGUGUGCCGCUGUCGGUCUCUUCCCCACCAGCGACUUCAAGCGACGCCUUAACGCCAGAGUCGUCAUGUGGUGCUUCGACUUCGUGGCCGGAUCCCUCUCCGUGGUGGCCAGGUUCCACGAUACAGAGAACCGACCGACUCACGGGAUAGCUGUAGCCAACCACACUUCACCCAUCGACUCUAUGGUCUUAGCCACCGACCAGUGUUAUGAUAUGGUCGGCCAGAAGUCAAGAGGCAUCCUGGGUAUAUUUAUGAUGGCUCUGGCUAAGUCCUCACACCACAUCUGGUUCGACAGGACAGAAGCACACGAGAGAGCUAAGGUCACCAAGAUGAUCCACGAUCACGCUCAGGACAGCACCAAGCCGCCGAUCCUUAUAUAUCCUGAAGGCAUCUGUAACAACAACACCGUCGUGCUACAGUUCAAGAAGGGCGCGUUCGAGAUCGACACUAUCAUCUACCCCAUCGCCAUCCGGUUUGACCCUCGCUACGGUGACGCCUUCUGGUACCAAGACACCUUCGUAGAGUACAUCUUCAGUAUGAUGACGUCGUGGGCCAUCGUGUGUGACGUGUGGUACCUCCCGCCCAUGACCAGAGGCACUAAUGAGUCACCUGUCGCCUUUGCUAACAGAGUCAAGGCCCUCAUAGCUCACCGCGGAGGCUUCGUUCAGUUAGCCUGGGACGGUCGCCUCAAAUACAGUAAGCAUGACAAUGAAGCCUGGGUCAAGUACAGGAAGAGGCAGCAGGUGGAGUUUGCCAGACGAUUAAGUGCAGGAAGUGAGGAUGAUAAAGAUGGUUAGGUUAGUUUAGUUUAGUUUAGGUUAGGUUAGUUUAGGUUAGUUUAGGUUAGGGCUCAAUAACCUCAGGAGUAAUGACCAGGCGUUCUAUAUAUUCCACUAUUCGAUAAAUGUAUACAAUUUAUAUAUACAUAAAAUUAUAUAAUAUUUUUUUCUAAA
This is a messenger RNA of Homarus americanus (American lobster), 1653 nucleotides long. Its product is annotated as glycerol-3-phosphate acyltransferase 3-like. The coding region runs from base 94 to 1497 and encodes 467 amino acids. Gene Ontology annotation, cellular component: endoplasmic reticulum. NCBI's taxonomy places the organism in Eukaryota, Metazoa, Arthropoda, Malacostraca, Decapoda, Nephropidae. Gene Ontology annotation, molecular function: glycerol-3-phosphate O-acyltransferase activity. The transcript is spliced from 9 exons. Gene Ontology annotation, biological process: triglyceride biosynthetic process. The record is from RefSeq and is a predicted model, not a curated record.